Molecule: messenger RNA, 417 nt
Organism: Blepharisma stoltei
Lineage: Eukaryota; Ciliophora; Heterotrichea; Heterotrichida; Blepharismidae
Source: the annotation of a GenBank genome assembly
AUGUCACUUGCAAAUACAUUGUAUAAUUUUGGGUUAGUAGGAGGUGAAGUUGAAAAAGAAGUAUUUAAACAAAAGUGUAUUGAACUAGUUUCGCUUUUUAUUUUAUCUUUAAGAUGUUACCCUCAAACAAGAGAAUGCGAUGAAGAAAUGGCUGUUCUUUAUAUGCUAGCCUGCCUAAACUACAAGAUUCAAGAUCUUUUUGAUGAUGAGUUCAUGAAAAGAUUAUCAGAAUGAAGAUUUGGAGAUUUUAAAAUAAUGUUUUACAGAGAAUCAGUAGUAUUAACAGUUUACCAACUUAGUAAAGGUGAAACUCCCGUUUUUUUGGAAGCUGAAUUAAAAGGGAGAAAUUCUAUUGAUUUAAAAACUUAUGUAGAUUCUUAUGGCAAUAGCUUUCCCUCUGACAAUAAUUUUCUUUAA